Messenger RNA from Sycon ciliatum, 1555 nucleotides. Its product is annotated as dolichyl-diphosphooligosaccharide--protein glycosyltransferase 48 kDa subunit-like. Gene Ontology annotation, cellular component: endoplasmic reticulum membrane; oligosaccharyltransferase complex. The record is from RefSeq and is a predicted model, not a curated record. The transcript is spliced from 10 exons. Bases 95 to 1408 code for a protein of 437 amino acids. NCBI's taxonomy places the organism in Eukaryota, Metazoa, Porifera, Calcarea, Leucosolenida, Sycettidae.
AGCAGAUGUUUUCACGCUGUAUUUAUUGCAAUAUUUGCAAUAACAGAGAAUUGCCUCUUGUGGGGAUAUCGCCACCAGCAAAUCUCCCUGGAGAAUGGGUCCUCACAGAUGGCUUGUAGCAGCAGUGCUCUGCGUGUGCUUGCAGCUUGCCAGCGCAGGAGAUAAAACUUUAGUGCUGUUGGAUGACCAUAGUUUAGCUUACACUCACUCAAUAUUCUUCAAUUCAUUGAGAGAUCGUGGCUUUGAUUUAGAAUUCGCCACAGCUGAUAACUCGGGCCUUGCGCUUUCGAAGUAUGGUGAAUACAUUUACCAGCAUUUGGUCAUUUUCUCUCCAUCAGUAACAGAGUUUGGUGGCAAGCUUAAUGUCCGGACCAUCUUGAAGUUCAUCGAUGACGGAGGAAAUGUUCUUGUAGCUGCCAAUCCUUCCAUCGACGAGCCCUUGCGUAAGUUGGGAAGUGAGUGUGGCAUUGAAUUUGAUGAGACCAAGACUAGCGUGAUUGAUCACGUCAAUCAUGACACUGCCGACCAAGGCAAACAUUCGCGCAUUGUCGUUGACCCCGACAACGUCAUCAAGAACGUCCCCAUCGCUGGCAAGCCUCUCUCGGCUCCUUUGCUAUUCAGUGGUGUCGGACUUGUCGUUGACCCAGACAACUCUCUGGUGACCACCAUCGUGCAUGGUUCCGGCAGCACUUACUCCUAUUACCAGGAUGAAAAGAUCACAGUGUACCCUCACGCGGUUGGCAGGAAAACCGGACUGGUGGCUGCCGUUCAGGCACGCAACAAUGCCAGAGUGGUGUUCGCCGGUUCUCUGGACAUGUUCAGUGACAAGUUCUUGACAGCUUCUGUGGAGAGUGCGCGCCCGGGAUCUCAGAGGUUUGAGAAGUCCGGGAAUGAGGACUUUGUCCGUGCACUGUCUGCGUGGACGUUCCAUCACUCUGGUGUGCUGCGCUAUACCAAUGUGAAGCACCACAUUGUCGGCGAAAGCACACCGCCACAGUUCUACACAAUUGAAGAUGAUGUGAUCUUCAGUCUCCACAUCGAAGAGAAGGUCGACGGUGUUUGGCAACCCUUUGCUGGCAAGGAUGUGCAGAUGGAGUUCCAUCGCAUCGAUCCGUUUGUCCGCCUGCCACUCGUGCCCAGCAAUGGGGACUUCAGUGUGCGCUUCACGCUGCCUGAUGUGUAUGGCGUGUUCCGAUUCCAAGUGGACUAUCGUAGCUUGGGGUAUACAUUCCUGUAUAGUGCCAGUCAGGUACCAGUCAGGCCAAAGACACAUGUACAGUAUGAACGCUUCAUUGUCAGUGCUUUCCCGUACUAUGCUGGCGCCUUCUCAAUGAUGAUUGGGCUAAUCCUCUUCUCCUCGGUGUUCCUUUUUCAUAACGCACCUAGUGAAAAGUCCAAGACUGAAUGAGGUCAUAUUCGUUUUGUUCAGCCUUUUCUUUUUCUCCAAGUUUAACACCAGUACUAAUUCGAUUGAUCUCUAUCAGUGCAUUUGCUCCCGUUUUUACUGCAUAUUAGAUGAUAUUUGAAUGAGUGUACACGUUGCCAUAUAUUGCAA